Molecule: messenger RNA, 1050 nt
Organism: Ilyonectria robusta
Lineage: Eukaryota; Fungi; Ascomycota; Sordariomycetes; Hypocreales; Nectriaceae
Product: Glyoxalase/Bleomycin resistance protein/Dihydroxybiphenyl dioxygenase
Exons: 2
Coding region: 1-1050 (349 amino acids)
Biological process (GO): L-methylmalonyl-CoA metabolic process
Cellular component (GO): mitochondrion
Molecular function (GO): methylmalonyl-CoA epimerase activity
Source: RefSeq, a predicted model, not a curated record
AUGGCUUCCCUCCGACUUGGCGUGGUUCAAAACCAUCCUUCCAAGAUCCAGCUCGAACGGAUUUCCCAUGUAUAUUUCGAGCAUCCAGAUCUUGAUGAUUUCGGCAAAUUUGCCCUAGACUUCGGUCUAGUUGAGGCGUGGCGCUCCGACGACGUAGUCCUCUAUCGCGGCUACAGCAAAGAUCCGUACUGUUACGUCGCCCGCCAGGCUCCAGCGGGCACCGCGGCGUUUGGUGGUGGGGCCUGGAUUGCCCAGACCCAAGAGGACUUCGAUAAGGCUGCAGCCAUGGAGGGAGCCGAGGUCUCAAAUCUCGCUCCGUAUCCCGGAGGCGGUCGCAGGGUAACGCUGAAGACGCCCUCCGGGUUCUUAUUCCACGUGUUGUCUGGGCAGGUUGAAAGACCGGCGUGCGAGUCCGCCCCGUCUGCAGUGGUUGACAACCUGGGACCCUUCAACGGGAGCAUCAGCAAGCACAGACUCGGUAAGUUCUUCCAGCGGUUUCACCCUGGGCCGGCAAUGAUCUAUAAACUGGGCCACUACGGAUUCAUUGUCGCCAAGUGGGAUGAGGAAAUCAAGUGGUACACGAGCAAUUUCAACUUCGUUCCAUCUGACGUGCUCUCGCUACCCACGAAUAAGGAUAUAGCCGUUAUUGCCUUUAUGCACCUAGACCUAGGAGAGCGAUUCUCAGACCACCACAGUCUUUUUCUCAGCCGUGCGGCCCCCGGAGAGCAUGAUCGCCUGCAUCAUACGUCUUAUGAAGUGGAGGAUUUCGAUACUCAGCUCCUUGGACAUGACUGGUUGGCAAGCAAGGGUCACAAAGCUGUGUGGGGUGUGGGAAGGCAUAUUCUAGGAUCGCAGAUUUUCGACUACUGGAGAGAUCCCAGUGGGUUCAUCAUUGAACACUACACCGAUGGAGAUCUGGUCAAUGUUCACGCAGGCACGAAGCGGGGUAUUGCUGGUCCGCUAUCCGUCUGGGGCCCCGAGAUGCCCCCUGAGAUGACUGAGGAUGGGGUAAAGGCCACACGGCAUGAGUUGCAUGUGAUGGUUAGAUAA